Messenger RNA from Xenia sp. Carnegie-2017, 1660 nucleotides. RefSeq names its product CTD small phosphatase-like protein 2. Gene Ontology annotation, molecular function: phosphoprotein phosphatase activity. Lineage: Eukaryota; Metazoa; Cnidaria; Anthozoa; Malacalcyonacea; Xeniidae. The record is from RefSeq and is a predicted model, not a curated record.
AUGUCUGUAGUAUUAUCUUCAUUGAAGCGAAAACGGGACAAUGUGGAAUCUAAAGUCGAUGUUGACAAUGGCAAACCAGAGGAAAACGACGAAGUACAGGAGCAAAGUGGCCUUCUCUCAUCUAUCAAGACUUUAUUUUGGUCGAAUUGUAAUACACCAACUAAGGAGAACAAGACUCCAGUGUCUGCCGGUAAAAGGCGGCGAAUUGAUUCUGACUUGAAAAAUGAUUUUACUUUAAUUUCUUCAUCGCCUCGUUUAAAUGGAGCGAGUAAAAUCAACUCAAACAACCGUGACAGAUUUGAAAAUGACGUUUCAUUUGGCGCCUGUAUUGAGGACGAUGAAUCCACGAGAAAUAAGCCACGUUCGUCUAUUCUUGGGACACUAUUCUCGCCUGUCUUGACUUUAUUUGGGAAAAAUGGUGAAGUUAGAACCACGACGUCUAGCAGUCGGAAGUUUGUGGAAAUAAAUGAAGCAAAUUUGAACUCGAAUUACACUUCUGUUUGCUCGUGUGAAUCAACAAAUAAUGACAAUCGAGGAAAUGACAAUUACAAUACAAAAGAGGAUGAAAAUGCUAACAUUGAAGAAAUUAAUUCAAACAACAAUGAAACGUUUGAAUGGCCUGACAACGAUCCUUACUAUUUUUUGCGGCAUUUGCCACCUCUGACUGAUGCCAAUCGUCAUCAUUCUACACCAGUUUUGCCUUUGAGAACUAGAAGCACACCAGAAUACACGUUAGUGUUAGACCUUGACGAAACUCUCGUACAUUGCAGCUUAAAUAAACUCGAAGAUGCUGCUUUAACCUUUCCCGUACUUUAUCAAAAUAUAUCUUAUCAGGUUUUUGUACGUACAAGACCACAUUUACAUCAAUUUCUGGAAGAAGUCGCCGACAUAUUUGAGGUGAUUUUGUUCACCGCAUCCAAGCGAGUUUACGCUGAUAAACUAAUUAACAUUUUGGACCCAAAGAAAAAGAUAUUUCGGCAUCGUUUGUUUCGAGAGCAUUGUCUUUGUGUUCACGGCAAUUAUAUCAAAGAUCUGACAAUUUUGGGCAGGGACAUGACGAAAACUAUGAUUGUGGAUAAUUCGCCUCAAGCUUUCGCUUAUCAACUGUUCAAUGGCAUACCAAUUGAAAGUUGGUUUGCCGAUCACUCGGACACAGAAUUAUUGAAUUUAUUGCCUUUCCUUACAUUUGGUGCAACAGGAAGCGAUGUACGGCCAGCUAUUCGUGACCGUUUCAAAAUGCACGAGUUACUACCAGUUAGCGUGCGAUAAGGCGCAAGAAUUCAAGUGUGUAUGCGCUUGUUUUACACGAGAUAUGAGAACACUGUAGUUUUCGCACUUUAUGUGUAACUUCACAGAUAUUGACUUAAUUCUUAAUUUAUUUUAAAAACCUUGGUAUUUUUACACCACGAUAAAUCAAAUACUUCGAUGUUAUACGUAAAUUAUGAAGAUAAAUGUAAACUAGAUAUUAUGGCCACCAGUUGAGAAAACAUGCCUAGUCUUUUACUUUAUAUAUUCGCUUUUGACGAAUGUUGUAGAAUUUUAGCGUACAUACAGGAUUUAAAAGAUAUUUAAAAACUAAAUAUUGCAUUAUAUUGUCGUUAGGCGUUGUUAUAGUAAUGAUUAAAUAUAAUAAUAAACAAUAAAUUUACAAACUCUCCAA